Chironomus riparius is the source of this 2992-nucleotide messenger RNA. The record is from the annotation of a GenBank genome assembly. NCBI's taxonomy places the organism in Eukaryota, Metazoa, Arthropoda, Insecta, Diptera, Chironomidae.
AUGAACUUUAAUAAAUUCCAUUGUGGAUUAUUUUCUACAAAAAUUCUAACACAAAAGCCAUCGCCAAAGCCUAAAAAGACAUUUGCACGCCGCAUCAAUCGAACGAUAAAGAAAGUUGUUAAGCUUAACUUACUGAACAUCCUUAAUGAUACAAUAACACGUCCACUGAAUAACAAAUUAAAACAUAAAGAGUUGAUUGACCUGCGGAAGAAUAAAAUCAAGGAAGAAUAUCAUGGAACGCCGAAAAGUGCUGAUCACAGCAUGGAAGAUAAAGAAAAUGUGUCACCGACAUGCACAAAAGUGAGAUUCAUUGAAUUUUCAUCAAAUGAAUCAAGUCCAAGUCACAAGCCAACAUUAAGACAGCAAUUGAUUGAUUUUGCACAGAAACACAAUCCAAAGCCUGAAAUGUUUGAAGACCUGCUGAACAUCAUGAAGUCAAAUGGACUUCAAAUUGCUAGAAAUUCUGAGAAUUUUUUUGAUAAAAAAUUUGACAUAAUAAAAAUGAAUUUUGGAUCAUACCUGAAUAUAGGCAUAGAGAGGGGAAUAAGAAGCUAUUAUAGACCAUCAUUCAUCCGUAAACCAAUGGCUCUUGUAACAUCAUCCGAUAGCAUCUUACAGCCAUCACAACCUCUUGAUAUUUUAUCCAUAGACAUUGCUGUUUAUAUAGUCAAAUCUAAGAUCUCUAAUGGCCUUACCGUACCACAAUGUAUGAUAAUAUUCGGUCGAAUAAACUGUCAAAUAUUUUAUGAUCCUUUUAUUAUUGGCAUUUAUUAUGGAUCUUUCCCCACGCCCACAAUUGGCAAUGAAAUAAUGAAGCCGUUGGUCGAUGAAUUAAAAAUUCUUAGUAAUCAGGAGCUUGUUGUCGAGGGGAAUUACAUGUUUCAAGUAAAAGUAAAUGCAUUUUUAUGUGAUCCAAUAAGCAAUAGUCUCAUUACCUGCACAUCUCUCCCAAAUUCCAUUUAUGGAUGUAGUAAAUGUAAUCAACGUGCAAAUUUACAAAUUGAUGAUGGAUUUGCAAGCUUUCCAAGUACAAUGACACUAGCAACGCCUCGAAGUGAUGACGAUUUUAGAUAUUUAUUAAAUAAUGAUCAUCAUGUAGCUGAGCCGAUUCUCACAGAGAUUAAUAUUGGAUUAAUAUCACAAUUCGCACUAGAUUAUAAAAUUGUAGUCUGUAAUGGAGUCAUGAAGCAUUUAAUGAAUUUAUGGUUAAAAGGAAAGCUUGAUUAUAGACUUAAUAAAGAGACACAACAGAAAAUUUCUAGAGACCUUCUACUCAUGACUGCAAAUUGUCCUCGAGAGUUUACGAAAAAGCCACGAUCACUUGAUGAUGUGUCUCAGUGGGAUUCACAAGAUUGGAACUUGUUUUUGUUAUAUUUUUCGCCGAUAGCAAUGAAAAGUCGAAUGCAGCAGAGAUAUUAUGUCCACUUUUUGUACCUGCAUUUAGCUAUGAGAAUAUUAAUGAGUUCUGAUGAUCAUAAUGCUGAGGCGAAUUCAUUUAUAUUAGGACAAUUACUAAACACCUUCAUCGCUGACUUUACAACUCUUUAUGGAAGUGAUAAGGUUGACUAUAAUGUUCAUAAUUUACUACAUUUUGAGCAGAUCCAACAGAAACUUGGGCCGCUUAAGAAUCUUAAUGGAUUCAUCUAUGAAGAUCAAAUCAGCAUGUUUAAUUCAAUUUUGGACAUGAAUGAAGAAGUCAAUCUUGAGGAUGUUGGUGAAAAAAUUAUUGAAAAUUCCAAUAAUAUGAUCGAAAAUAAAGUCAAUGAACUGAUCAACACGACAUAUCCAUUUAUUAACGGCAAAGGAGAAUUAGUCUUUAAAAAAUUCACAGUCUCAAUAUUGGAACCAGAUAAUCACAUCAUGACACGUGAUUCAAUUGUUAAAGUUGAGGCAAUUUGUAGUGAUAAUAAGACAGGCGAGAUCUUUAUAAUUGGCAGGAGAUACAGCAAAAUUGAGAUCAUGUUCCAGGCACCGCUAUCGAGUCAAAAAUUAUUCUUAGUUGCCAAUUUGUCACCGCUUCAUACAUUUAGACUUGAUGAUGUUGUUUGCAAAGCAGUUAAGAUUGACAAUAAGGAUGGAAUUUUUAACUAUGACGCUCUCACAGCCCAACUAAGCUCUGAAACAGCACAGCUUCAGGCAGAAUACAAUGAAACAGAAAAGGAAGUAAAGAAGCUUGAGCAAAAGUGGCAGGAUGUGAAGAUUGACUACGAUAGAGUUGAUAAUUUGUUGGAAAAAGCAAAGCUGGAAUCAGAAAUGCCGAAAGAUCGCAAGAAUACGACAACAUUGAGGGAAACAUUGACGAUGCAGUUGAGGGAGCAGGAAAAUAUUUACUCGAAGUUAAAGAAUCAAAUAUCUCACCUGAACAUGACCAAAGAAGAUCGCCGGAAGCAAAUUGUUUUGUGGACUGAUUUAGCUGAGCUUUUUGAACUCAAGAAGAGAUGCUUUAUGGAAGCGAAGCAAAGAGAAAUUGGAGGAACAAUGCAGGUCACAAACACAUCAGAUAUUUUCACAUUGCAGUAAUUUUUUCUUGUGUUUUCAACUAGUUUAUUUGAAGCAGAAUUAAUAAAUUACGAAGCACAUAAAGAUCACAUGAAUUUAUGUUAUUUAAUUUUCAGUUCUCCAAGGACCAACUUGAAUGAUUUUAUGAGUUAUGUUUGGAUGAACCUGCCUUUUAUUCUUGAAUAGAUUCUUAAAAUUAGUAGUUAAUUUUUUGAUUCUCGGUGUCUUGAUAACUCUUGAUGUUCUUGGACUUGUAUUUUGAAAAUUAGGAUCAACCAUACAUUUUCGAUAUUUCUUAGACAAAAAGAAGCUUCCAUUUAAUGUCUCCUCAUUUUUUGAUCGCAAAAUGUCCCUUGUGUAAAUAUACGAAGCAAAGCUCUUCAAACAUGACUUCCGAUAUGUCUUGAUAUAUCUUAUUGAAAUCAUCUGACUGCAUUUGACUUGAUUUAUCUUAAAACUGAGAAACUUUUCUUUAAGAUUCUCAUUGUAGAUG